Pseudonaja textilis is the source of this 1518-nucleotide messenger RNA. The record is from RefSeq and is a predicted model, not a curated record. NCBI's taxonomy places the organism in Eukaryota, Metazoa, Chordata, Lepidosauria, Squamata, Elapidae.
AUGAUCGAAAGCGACCCCGCCUUCGCCAUGUCCGGCCUCGUCAGGAACCCGGGACCGGCCCGCCGGCGGCCCCCCCCGCAGGACUACAGGCUGUUGGGCUCUGACCCCUCCCAUCUGAGCGAAGAUGACUUCCCCGGCGACUUGCAGUCCCUUUCGUGGCUGACCUCCGUGGACGUCCCUCGGCUGCAGCAGAUGACCAGCGAAAGAAUGGAUUUUGGCCUCGCGUCCCAGAACGUGGUCCUGCAGCAGACAGGUAGAAAACUCGGUGCCAUUCACACCUCGGGGCCCCCAAGAGCUACGGCUCACAUACAAGCCAGCGUGUCUCCAAACAUUCUGGGACUUCACACCAUCUCGCCCCACGAAAGUGACAUCAGCCAGUACCUGGUGGGGGGGCAGCCGUCCCCGCUCUUCCCGCCUCCCUCUGGCCAGCAGAUCUUCACCAUCACGCACAGCACGCAGCAGCCACAGUGCAACCCGGUGACCAUCUACAGCACCUCCUCCUACGGCGCCCACCCCUCCUUCUCUCAGCCCCGCCUGGCUCCUCAUGCAGCCCCCGAGCUGCACCCCAAGCACUACCCCAAGCCCAUCUACUCCUACAGCUGCCUGAUCGCCAUGGCCCUGAAGAACAGCCGGACGGGCAGCCUCCCCGUGAGCGAGAUCUACGGCUUCAUGAAGGAGCACUUCCCCUACUUCAAGACAGCCCCUGACGGCUGGAAGAACUCCGUGCGGCACAACCUGUCGCUGAACAAGUGCUUCGAGAAAGUGGAGAACAAGGCCAGCAGCUCCUCGCGGAAGGGCUGCCUCUGGGCCCUCAACCCGGCCAAGAUAGACAAGAUGGAGGAGGAGAUGCAGAAGUGGAAGCGGAAAGACCUGGCCGCCAUCCACAGGAGCAUGGCAAACCCAGAGGAGCUGGACAAGCUGAUCAGUGACCGCCCUGCCGGCUGCAGGAGGCCCGGCAAGCUGGCGGAGGCUGAAGGGUCCCUGCGCAGCCAUGGGGCAGCCGCCGCCCAGGCCCCCCUGCUGCAGGUGCAGCCCCAGCCGAUGGGGACGCUCUCCUUGCAGUCCGUCCGGCUUCACCGGCAGAUCCAGCCGCAGGCGUGCUUGGCCCCCGACUCGCCAGCCCCUGCCCAGACGCCCCCCCUCCACGCCCUGCCCAGUGUCCACCACAGCCCCCUCCCUCAGCACCUGGUGAGCCGGGCCCCCGAUUUCCUCAGCGUGAUGACUGACCUGAACACGGAGGUGGAUGCCCUCAACCCCAGCAUUAUGGACUUUGCGCUCCAAGGGAACCUCUGGGAGGAGAAGGAGGACGACAGCUUCAACCUGGAGACCUUGGGGGCCUUCAGCAACUCCCCCCUGGCGCUCUCCGACUGCGACCUGGGCCCUGCCCCCAGCGCCGGCGACCACUCCUUUGCAGACUUACAGGUGACGGGGCUCUACACCACCUACGCCACGCUGGAUGCCGUCUCCCCCCCACAGUAUCGGGGCCCUCAAGGGAACAAGCCCAUUGCUCUGCUCUGA